This is a messenger RNA of Notechis scutatus (mainland tiger snake), 2468 nucleotides long. The record is from RefSeq and is a predicted model, not a curated record. Lineage: Eukaryota; Metazoa; Chordata; Lepidosauria; Squamata; Elapidae.
CAUUUAUUAUUAAAAUAUUUCACUGUUCAUAUGGGAAGCCUGCCUUGUCUGUGAAAGGCUGGACAAGGUGUAUAGAGGAAAAGAACAUGGGGACUUUACCUCAAGAGAAGAUUGAAAAGAUCUUUUCUCUAGACAGCUCCUUAACUUCCAAUGCCAUCCAAAUUGUGGCACAUGCCUUAAAUGUGGCUUGUUCAUCCCAGUCCCAAAAAACAAUGAGGAAGAGAAAAGCCAAGCUGGAAGUUGAAAAGAUCCAACCAUGGCAGACAUUGCCUUACUCCCAGUGUGUGGAAGCAUGUCAGCAUGGAUAUUUCAAGGUGGUCCAGGAGGGGAAACCAAAUUGCUGCUACAACUGUGCCCCCUGUGCAGAAGGGAGGAUUUCUACCCAAGAAGAUGCAAACUACUGCAUCAGAUGUCCAGAAAAUCAAUAUCAGAAUAAGAAGCGAGAUCAAUGUAUUGCCAAAAAUGUCACGUUUUUGUCCCAUCAAGAGAAUUUGGGGAUCAUCCUUACUACCCUUGCCCUAUUCCUAAUCUUAACUACAAUCUUUGUCUUGGGAAUCUUCAUUAAAUUCCAAGAAACUCCCAUAGUAAAAGCCAACAACCGGGACCUCUCCUACAUUCUACUGGUCUCCCUUCUGAUUUCCUUCUUGACCUCAUUCCUUUUCAUUGGUCAGCCAAGGAGAACCACCUGCCUUCUCCGACAAACAGUCUUCAACAUCAUCUUCUCAAUUGCUGUGUCUUCUGUCUUGGCCAAAACAAUCAUGGUGGUGCUGGCCUUCCUAGCCACAAAGCCAGGAAAUGGUAUGAGGAAAUAUCUGGGCAAGAGUCUGGCCAACACCAUCAUCAUUUCUUGUUCUAUUGUUCAGGUUGUCAUUUGUUUCACUUGGUUAGGAGUUUUUCCUUCAUUCCCUGAUUCUGACAUGUAUUCGCAGCCUAGAGAGAUUGUUCUACAGUGCAAUGAAGGCUCUGCUGCUAUGUUUUAUAUUGCCCUUGGCUACAUGGGCUUUCUGGCUGCCGUUUGCUUCACAGUGGCUUUCCUGGCCAGGAAUUUGCCUGGGUCCUUCAACGAAGCCAAGCUGAUCACCUUCAGCAUGCUGGUCUUCUGCAGUGUCUGGCUGUCCUUUGUGCCUACCUAUCUGAGCACCAAAGGGAAAUACAUGGUGGCUGUGCAGGUCUUCUCCAUCUUGGCUUCCAGUGCUGGGCUGCUGGGUUGCAUCUUCAUCCCUAAGUGUUACAUCAUUGUGCUGAGGCCAGACUUGAAUACAAAGGAGCAAUUGAUGUUGAAAAAUGAAGUCGUCUGUGGGACACUCAAAAUCCAAUGUCUCCCAACUCAGUAUCAGGAUGGGAUGAACCCACCCAACCAUAACAGUCCAGGAGAGUUUUUUAUCGGCAGCAUAAUCUCUGCAACCAGGGCUAAGUUUCCACCAUUAAGCUUCAACACGACUCCUUCAACUCAGCCAUUCCAGAAAGCAAACCCAGAAUACUGGAAAGUGUUGUCAUAUCUUUUUGCCAUCCAGGAGAUCAACCAGGAUUCUCACCUCUUACCCAACAUCACUCUGGGUUACAAUGUUUAUGAAAAUUAUUUCACUCCACGAAUGACUUCAGAUGCUUUGCUAGAUCUGCUUUCAGAUGGGGAGGCCAAUGUCCCCAACUACAGCUGUGGGAGUCAGAGAAACACAGUGGCUGUUCUGGAAGGAUCUGAGACUGGCGUCUCCAUCCAGAUAUCCACAGGUCUGCCAAUCAGUUACAAUUUUGUUUCUCAGGUUCUGAAUGAUAAAAGCUAUUUUCCUUUCUUCUACCCAAUGCUCCCCUCUGAAGGAUUCCAGUAUUCAGGGAUGGUCAAGCUUCUUCUCCAUUUCAGGUGGAUUUUGGUUGGGCUGUUUGCUCCGGACACCGACCAGGGGCAGAAAUUCAUGAGGACGAUGACCUCCAUGCUGAUAAAAUAUGGCAUCUGUCCAGUUUUAUCACAAACCUUUUCCAGAGCUAAACACUUCAGUCUUUCUGAUGCCUACAGCAAUUGGAGACAAGUUAAUGUCUUCCUCUAUGGUGCAGACAUAGGCAUUAGGAUGAUAAUUAUACACAAAGCUGUUGAGCGUUUUAAGAAACCUGUUACAGGCAAGGAUCCUUUUUCAGUGAAACUCUGGAGAUGGUGCAGGGAAAGAGAAGAACUGGAAUCUCUGCCCCAAGAGGCGAUGGAUCGUAUCUUAUCAAUAGACAACUACUUCACUUACAACACCAUCUGGGCUGUGGCACAGGCUUUACAUACAGUCAUUAUAUCCAGCUCUAAGAGGACAAGGAAUAAAGAUAGUAAGAACAGGGAAACUCCAAGGCUUAAGGCUUGGCAGCUUCAUUCUUCCUUUCGAAACUCUCAGUUCUACAAUAAUUCCAUAGAAGGGGUGUACCUGAAUGAAAAUGGAGAACUGAUAGCAGAUCCGGAUAUUGUGAAUUGGGCAAUUUUAUCCAAUAUAUCU